Messenger RNA from Olea europaea var. sylvestris, 2334 nucleotides. Its product is annotated as protein HOTHEAD-like. The coding region runs from base 256 to 2067 and encodes 603 amino acids. The transcript is spliced from 7 exons. The record is from RefSeq and is a predicted model, not a curated record. Gene Ontology annotation, molecular function: flavin adenine dinucleotide binding; oxidoreductase activity, acting on CH-OH group of donors. NCBI's taxonomy places the organism in Eukaryota, Viridiplantae, Streptophyta, Magnoliopsida, Lamiales, Oleaceae.
GCUGGCAAAGUGAGCUGGCUGUCCAUUAUGAUGCAAUAAAAAAGGUAAAAAGUCAGAGGCUUAUGCAUUCAUUAUCUCUUCAACUGUGAAAUUCAUUUCGCCAUUUAAUAGCAUUUUGAGUUGAUAAUUUCUGUGGCAUUUAAUUCUACCUGCCGAGAACAAGGCCAACCAGAGGUAGCCACAUAAAGAAAAUCUGCAGAAGUUUGAAGGGGAAUUGUGAGUGUGCAAUUUUCUGAAUUUUCUGUCUGCCACACAAUGGCUUUGGUCGGUGGUGCAGCAGCAGAAGCAGCAGCUCUUAAGAAACUCAAAAUCUUGCUCUUUAUUAUUCUUUGGAUCAACACACUUACUCUCUCUCAAGCUUAUGAACAUUCAGGACAGUAUCGAUACCCUUUCAUAAGACCAGCAAGCUCAUUCUCCCAACGGCCGUCCGCGGCCGAGUCCCCUUCAUGGAGAGGCGCAAGCAAGAAAUAUGACUACAUAAUCAUUGGCGGUGGUACAGCCGGUUGCCCACUCGCGGCCACCCUAGCGCGAAACUUCAGCGUACUAUUACUCGAAAGAGGGGGAACCCCUUUUGCCAAUGCAAAUGUAUCAUUUUUGCAGAAUUUUCACAUUUCCUUAGCCGAUACUUCACCAACCUCUGCAUCACAGCUAUUUAUUUCUACCGAUGGAGUUUUCAAUUCUAGGGCUAGAAUCUUGGGUGGAGGUACCUCCAUCAAUGCAGGAUUUUACACCAGAGCAAGCGCAAGGUACAUUAAGAGAGUGGGGUGGGAUGCAAAACUGGUGAAUGAGUCAUAUCCAUGGGUUGAGAAGCAAGUUGUGUAUAGGCCAGAGCUUGUUCCAUGGCAGAGAGCAGUUAGGGACAGCCUUAUAGAAGUUGGAAUCUCACCUUUCAAUGGAUUCACCUAUGAUCAUGUAUAUGGAACCAAAAUUGGUGGAACUAUUUUCGACAGGUUCGGCCGGCGUCACACUGCUGCUGAGCUUCUCGCCUCUGCAAAUCCCGAUAAUCUCAAUGUUUUAGUACAUGCAACAGUCCAAAAGAUUGUGUUCAAGAAAACAGGUAAAAGACCACGGGCAGUAGGAGUCGUGUUCAAGGACGAAAGUGGGAAGCAACACAAAGCAUUUCUUUCUGAGAGGUCGAGGAGUGAAAUUAUUGUGUCAUCUGGAGCAAUUGGGAGCCCUCAACUGCUGCUUCUUAGUGGGAUUGGCCCGAAGGCAGAUCUUGAAAAAUUGAACAUAUCUGUGGUUCUUGACAAUGAAUUUGUUGGAAAGGGCAUGGUUGAUAACCCUCUCAACACAAUCUAUAUCCCAACUAAGAGGCAUAUCAAGCAGUCUUUAAUACAAAUUGUGGGAAUUACUAAGUUGGGUGUGUACAUUGAAGCUAGCAGUGGAUUUGGACAGUCCAUGGAUAGCAUUCAUUGGAACAAUGGAAUUGUUUCUGCUAAGAUAGGGCAGCUACGGACCAUUCCUUCAAAGCGAAGAUCACAUGAAGUGAUUCAAGAAUACGUAAAAAGAAAGAGAAACAUUCCACAUGAAGCAUUUCAGGGAGGUUUCAUUCUAGAGAAGAUAGCUUCGCCCCUGUCAAAAGGCCAACUCACCCUGCUCAACACAAAUGUAGACGAUAACCCAUCGGUCACCUUCAACUACUUCAACCACCCGAAUGAUUUAGCACGAUGUGUGGAUGGUAUACGCCUUGUUGAGAAGAUUUUGAAGUCUGAACACUUUGUAAAGUACAUGCAGUGUGACAAGGAAACAGUUGAAAAGAUACUAAACAUGAGUGUUCAUGCCAAUGUUAAUCUGAUACCUAAGCAUACCAACGACACAAAAUCCCUUGAGCAGUUUUGUAAAGACACGGUAAUUACAAUUUGGCACUACCAUGGAGGCUGCCAUGUGGGCAAGGUGGUGAGUCCGGAUUAUAAGGUACUCGGGGUCAAAAGACUUCGUGUUAUUGAUGGCUCAACUUUCGCUGGCUCCCCUGGAACUAAUCCUCAAGCUACUGUGAUGAUGAUAGGCCGGUACAUGGGAGUGAAGAUAUUGAGAGAAAGAUUAGGGAGAGCAGCGGGAAUAUAAAGACAAGCAUCAAGUAGAGAAGUAGACAAUGUUCAAUUUAUUGUGUAUGUUUUCUAGAAAAUGUGAUUUUUGUCAUUCUGAUUUAUUUUAUGAUAGAGAGAGGCAGGGCUUAGAAUUUUAGGAGUAGAUAUCCUGUGGCGUUAUUUAAUGUAUGAUUGCAUCCUAGACUUGUGUUUCAUUUGUAAUGCUAUGUUGAUGCAUGUGUCCAUUAGUUGCCUGACGUUGGACUUUCCAUGGUGAAAUCUGUUAGAAUAUUAUAGAUUGUAU